CGCUGUUCCGUUUCCAAGAGCAACAAACGGCGCAGCUAACGGCUAACGGCUAACGGCUAACAUCUCUUUACGGGCUCCUCCAGAAAAAAACAGUCCGGGUCUCGGGCUGCCGGUUCGGUGCCUUAUUGGGCUCUAUGGUGUCACAUUAUUUCGGACCCUGACGUCUUAUUUCACUUUCAUUCGCAGAUAAACAGCCGCUUUUUAUCGCUCCGCAAUGGCUGAUUUUGGGUUCAACGAGCACCACCAGAACGAGGUCAUCAACUACAUGCGCUUUGCCCGUUCCAAGAGGCUCCUGAGACUCAAGACUAUCGACUCCUGCUUUCAGGACCUCAAAGACAGCAGGCUCGUGGAGGAGACGUUCACGGUGGAUGAGGUGGCUGACAUGCUGGAUGGUCUGCAGGUGGUGGUGCGCGGGGAAGUGGAGAUGGAGCUGAUUAACACGGCCCACACCAACGUGCUGCUUCUGCGCCAGCUCUUCUCCCAGGCCGAGAAGUUCUACCUGAGGUUGCAGACCGAUAUCUCAGAGCUGGAGAACAGAGAAUUAUUGGAACAAGUGGCCGAGUUUGAAAAGACUGAUUUCAAGUCCAACAGUAAGGUAAAUCAGGACUCCAGUAAACCUAAGUUAGCCCCACUUAAUGAGGGAGGAGUGUCUGAACUACUCAACAAGGAGAUUUCCAGACUACAGGAGGAGAACGAUAAGCUGAGAGCUAGACUCCGCACUUUAGAAAGCCAGGCCAUGAGUGCUCUGGACGAGAAGUCCAAGGCUGAGAGGGCCCUGAAAGACCUUCAGAAGAUCCAGGGAGAUCAGCAGUGCGUGCUGCGCGCUCAGGAGAUCUCCAAUCUGGAGGACACGGUCGCAGCCAUGCAGGCCGACUUUGAGAAAUCUCUGAGCGCAAACGCUGCUUCCCAGAAGGAGCUGCAGGAGAGCCUGGUGUCGGCUAAACACGACCUGCUGCGGGUCCAGGAGCAGCUCUCCCUCGCUGAGAAGGAGCUGGAGAAGAAGUUCCAGCAGACGGCUGCGUAUCGGAACAUGAAGGAAAUCCUAAGUAAGAAGAACGAUCAGAUUAAGGAUCUCAGGAAAAGACUACAGAGGUAUGAGUCUGACGAGUGAAGUCUUGCCCCGUUAAACACACCUGCUCUGAGCGACGGGGGGACGUUUAUGGACGGACGGAACUAAAGUCACUUUUAACUUUGAUGAUAUACACUACAAAAAGGCAAGGGACCAAAGAACGAAAGAACAGAGGGACUAAAGGGGACUUUAAUGCGGUCGCUGCCAGCUCCUCUUCAGAAAAUCUGCCCUUCUGAGUAUGGCUUUAUAGCAGAAGUAAUAUUUUUUGCAGGUAGGGAUCUUAUUUAGUUGCAUCUGUAGUUCUCUCAGCUUGAGACUCUUAAAUGUGUGCAGCUUAUCAUGUAAACAACACUACGAGAUGUUUUGCACUGAAAAUUCAUGCUUAGUUAGCUGAGGAGGAAAUUUUCAUGCCUAAAGCUUCGUUCCCGUCUCUUCCAUGGGGAGUUCUUUGACCCUGAGGCGUAAAUUGUUGCCUCUCUUUGGGACCCUUUGUUGUUUUCUUCUUAUUUUCUUUCUUAUUUUAAAAAUAUUAAUGAAUUAGCAGCAGUAGUUAAGAGUUAUUUCUCCAUACAGUAGCAGAGUAGAAUCACAUCAGUCAAGAACUUUUUUCUUUUCGCUUUUAUUGUUUUAUUGUUUAUUUCGUUAUUUUAUUGUUUCUUUUUUCUAUUUAUUUUGACAACGUUCUUAACUGUAGUUCAGUUCUGAGCAACAACAGAUGCGUCUUUCUUAUGAGCUCAGUUUAAUUUUUUAAUGAUGCAACACUAUGAAAAAUUUCUCCUCCUCUUCUUCUUCAUAGGUUUUAUUUUAUGCGUCGCAUUAAAAACUUUUCUCACUGUCACAUUUCAGAACCAGAACAGAAUGUACUUUUCUACUCAACGGUAUCCGCAGACCAGUUAGAAUGUCCAGUGUGACGAUGUAAAGGGACACUUUAAUGGGGAAUUUCACAGAUUUUUCAAACUUUCUGCAUCUUUUAGCAGUUAAGAUGUAAACAAAGUUGUUCAGAGUGGUUUAAAGGGGAAAUCUGUCGUUCUAGAGA
Messenger RNA from Colossoma macropomum (tambaqui), 2105 nucleotides. It is a transcript of the gene lztfl1, whose product is annotated as leucine zipper transcription factor-like 1. Lineage: Eukaryota; Metazoa; Chordata; Actinopteri; Characiformes; Serrasalmidae. Gene Ontology annotation, cellular component: cytoplasm. Gene Ontology annotation, biological process: negative regulation of protein localization to cilium. The record is from RefSeq and is a predicted model, not a curated record. The coding region runs from base 215 to 1111 and encodes 298 amino acids. The transcript has 10 exons.